AUAUAACAUUGCGGGGAAAAAACAAAAGUUCCGGAAAUGCCCUUCAACAUAACCGCCGUUAAGGCGUCGUCAAACGGAGCGUGGCAAGGCGACAACCCGUUGAACUUCGCGUUCCCGUUACUCAUCGUCCAGACGGCGUUAAUCAUCGCCGUUAGCCGCUCCCUCGCCCUCCUCUUCAGACCCCUCCGUCAACCCAAAGUCAUCGCCGAGAUCGUCGGAGGUAUUUUGCUUGGACCGUCGGCUCUCGGCAGAAAUACGGCGUAUAUACACCGUAUAUUCCCGUCGUGGAGUAUGCCCAUACUCGAGUCCGUGGCAAGUAUCGGCCUUUUGUUCUUCCUCUUCCUCGUCGGACUCGAACUCGACCUCUCCUCGAUCCGAAGAAGCGGAAAACGUGCAUUCGGAAUCGCCGUCGCCGGAAUCACACUCCCGUUCGCCGGCGGAGUAGGUGUGGCCUUCCUCCUCCGGAAAACAGCUUACGAAGACACCGGAAAACCGGGUUAUGGAGAGUUCCUGGUUUUCAUGGGGGUCGCCUUGUCUAUUACAGCUUUCCCUGUGCUCGCACGUAUCUUAGCGGAGCUCAAGCUCUUGAUGACUCGAGUCGGAGAGACGGCCAUGGCCGCCGCCGCGUUCAACGACGUCGCCGCUUGGAUUCUUCUCGCCCUCGCCGUCGCUCUUGCCGGAGAUGGCGGAGGGAGCCACCGCAAGAACCCAUUGGUGUCCUUGUGGGUACUCCUCUCAGGUGCAGCUUUCGUCAUCUUCAUGAUGGUAGUGGUCCAACCAAUCAUGAAACGCGUUUCAAAACGCUGUUCCCCGGGAAACGACGUCGUACACGAACCCUACGUAUGCAUGACCCUCGCCGGCGUUAUGAUCUCCGGCUUCAUCACCGAUCUCAUCGGCAUCCACUCCAUUUUCGGAGCCUUCGUCUUCGGCCUCACCAUUCCUAAAGACGGUGAGCUUGCGGAGCGUUUGAUCGAACGGAUCGAGGACUUCGUGUCGGGUUUGCUCCUGCCGCUCUAUUUCGCGUCCAGCGGUUUGAAAACGGACGUCUCCAAGAUCAGCGGCAGCGAGUCUUGGGGAUUGUUGGCCAUUGUAAUCGCGGUCGCUUGCAUCGGAAAGAUCGCCGGCACGUUUGCGGUUGCGUUUGCGGUUAGGGUUCCGGCGAGGGAGGCUCUAGCGCUGGGUUUCUUGAUGAACACGAAAGGGCUGGUGGAGCUCAUCGUACUCAACAUUGGCAAGGAGAAAAAGGUACUUAACGACGAGACAUUCGCGAUUCUAGUGCUCAUGGCACUGUUCACGACAUUCAUAACGACGCCGUGCGUGAUGGCCAUUUACAAGCCGGCGCGUGGGAAUCACGCGCAUACCCACCGGAGACUCGGAGAUUUCUCGGCGGCCGACGGGUCGGAGCUUCGCGUUCUCGCCUGCCUCCACGGUUCGGCCAACGUCUCCUCCCUCAUCUCCCUCAUCGAGUCCAUCCGAACCACCAAGCUGAAGCUCUUCGUAAUGCGCAUGAUGGAACUAACGGAACGGUCGUCCUCCAUCGUAACGGUCCAAAGAGCCCGUCGUAACGGACUUCCGUUCGUAAACCGUUACCGUAACGGCGAGUGGCACGACAACGUCGUCGGAGCCUUCGAAACAUACCGACAACUGGGCCGAGUCGCGGUCCGGCCCGUAACCGCGAUUUCCCCUUUACACACGAUGCACGAAGAUAUCUGCCACGUGGCGGAGACCAAGAGGGUCACGAUGGUCAUCUUACCAUUCCACAAGCGUUGGAGCAGUGCCGGCGGCGGUAACGGUAACGGUAGCGGUGACGGCGUUGUGGAGAACGUGGGCCAUGCUUGGCGCGUGGUGAACCAGAGGACGUUGAAUCACGCGCCGUGUUCGGUGGCAGUGCUCGUGGACCGUGGAUUUGAGCCCAUCGAAGCCCAAGCAGAAAGUCCAGAUGGGCGCCACGUGGCCCAAAGGGUUUGCGUUUUGUUCUUCGGUGGGCCCGAUGACCGUGAGGCCUUGGAGCUCGGCGGGAAUUUGGAGAGAGAUGGGUUGAAUGGUAACGCCGUUAAGUUACGGUCCGCUCCGUCAAAAAACAAGGACAAGGGUUACGCCUUGUCGACGGCCAGCGUGGACCGGGAAAAAGAAAAGGAAUUAGACGAAGGGACAUUGGAGAGCUUCAAGAGCAAAUGGGGAGAAACGGUAGAAUACAAAGAGAUAGAACCAAAGAAGAACGUAGUUGAAGAAACUCUAUCAAUAGGAAGAAGCGGUGAAUAUGAACUCGUAGUGGUCGGGAGAGGGAGGGUUCCGUCGACCACGGUGGCCGAGUUGGCAGACCGAGUGGCCGACCAUCCCGAGUUAGGUCCUGUCGGCGAUCUUCUCGUCUCGGCUAACCAUCAUCUCGUCUCGUCCAUCCUCAUUAUUCAGCGACAUAAUUUGGCUGAUGAAUAUGAAAUUAGCCGUGAAAACACUUCAAAAUCUAUUGAUAGUCAAAACACCGUAUAAUAAAAUUGACGCAAUUAUUAAUA
Tarenaya hassleriana is the source of this 2513-nucleotide messenger RNA. RefSeq names its product cation/H(+) antiporter 20. Gene Ontology annotation, cellular component: membrane; endomembrane system. The record is from RefSeq and is a predicted model, not a curated record. Gene Ontology annotation, molecular function: antiporter activity. NCBI's taxonomy places the organism in Eukaryota, Viridiplantae, Streptophyta, Magnoliopsida, Brassicales, Cleomaceae. Gene Ontology annotation, biological process: regulation of pH; proton transmembrane transport.